Molecule: messenger RNA, 1747 nt
Organism: Engraulis encrasicolus (European anchovy)
Lineage: Eukaryota; Metazoa; Chordata; Actinopteri; Clupeiformes; Engraulidae
Gene: efna1b
Product: ephrin-A1b
Exons: 5
Coding region: 197-904 (235 amino acids)
Biological process (GO): axon guidance; ephrin receptor signaling pathway
Cellular component (GO): plasma membrane
Molecular function (GO): ephrin receptor binding
Source: RefSeq, a predicted model, not a curated record
CUUCUUGCUUGUUCGUGUGUGACUGUGGAGCUUUCCUGAGUGAUCAAAACAACUAGUGACUUUCUCGUUUAUUUGCCAUUAACUAAGUGUAGUUCUGAGAAUUAUCUGCGUUGACAAUAGUUCCAGAGCUAUUGAUUAAUUCUCUACUACCGGCUUUUUUGUGCGCAUUUGAGUGCGUAAAUUACCCAAAACAACCAUGGAUUUCCUUUGGUUCCUGAGCCUCUCAUUGACUUUCUGGACAUGGUGUGUCUCUGCGGAACGGCAUAGUGUCUUCUGGAAUAGCACGAACCCAAAUUUCAUCUGGGACGACUACACGGUGAACGUGCGCAUCAACGACUACCUGGACAUCGUGUGUCCGCACUACGCGCGCGGCGAGAUCCCGUCCCAGGAGGCCGAGCGCUACGUGCUCUACAUGGUGGAGCUGGAGGACUACGAGGCCUGCAAGCCGCAGUCCUUCGACCAGCUGCGCUGGGAGUGCUCACGGCCCUUCGCCGCGCACGCCGCAGAGAAGUUCUCCGAGAAGUUCCAGCGCUUCACGCCCUUCACGCUGGGCAAGGAGUUCCGCGUGGGAGAGAGCUACUACUACAUUUCCAAGCCAUUGCACCACCACGGUCAGGAGUGCAUGCGUCUAAAGGUGGAUGUUGUUGGAGGCCACGGACAUCAUGGCUCCAAGCACCACAAGAAGACAGAGAAGGAGCUGGAGAAGAAGGAGGAGGAGAAGAACGUUCACAUGGGCGCAGGUGGAGGAGUGCACAACCCGUCCAACAGACUCCCAGCUGAUGACCCAGUGGCCAUGAUUCCUGUGGUUCAAAGAAGUGUUGGCAGCUCGGCAGUGUCCAUCUCCUCCCCUUCACUACUCCUGGCAUCCAUCUUCUCACUACUCACCCUUCUGCUACUACACUGAGACUGGCUGACCUCCCCAAAAGAGAAGAAAAUAUGAACACUUUUGAAAAGUCUUUUGGAAACGGUUCUGAACCAGUUACAAACCGGUUUUAAAAACUGGAAAUAGACGGAACGCCAGAGCAGAGACUGAAUGCGGCGCAGGACGCUGCACACAAAACGAACAGAUUUUUUUAUAAUGAAGCUUUUUUUAAUAUAAUGUUUUAUGUGAUGCCUGAGAGACGAGGUGUUUGUUAUACGCUUGAUUGAAGUGGUUUUUUUGUUGUUGUUUGGCAGUGUGUUUGUACAUAGGUGUGAAAGAGAGUGUGAAUGGCGUGACCCUAAACAAACACAAAGUGUUUUGAAGUAUUUUCCUUCCUUUUUCUUUUUUUUCCCAUGGAUCUCACUUCUCCCCAUUUUUCGUAUCCAUUUUUAUGGGGGACAAAGCUUACCAGAAGAUUGGUAUCAUCAUGGAUUUGACAUCUUCACCAAAUAUUAUUCCAUGAUUGAAUCUUAACUGGAUAGAUUGUCCUAGAACCACCUUCUACCUUCUCUUGAAAUGGACAGUCAGUGGGAAAAACACCUUUUCAAACGUGUUGUUGACUACCACUUGUUUUCUUGUUUUGUUCAAGAACAAUACGUGGACUCCAACAAUAAGUGGACUUUUUCAACCAUCUCAUUAUCAAUGUUAAUGUGGGUGUGGCAUCUCAUUAAUGUUUAUCUUGGUGUGAAACGAUCAAUAUUGACUUGUACCUCUUGAGCCAAAGGCCACAGUUGUAAUGCGUUGUAAUACGUAUGUACAUGUAAUUGUAUCAUCUGUACAGUAUAUAUCAUAUUAUGGCCGCUAAUACAUACAUGAUGACGUGUC